This is a messenger RNA of Lodderomyces oxycetoniae, 405 nucleotides long. It is a transcript of the gene RIM1, whose product is annotated as Rim1p. Bases 1 to 405 code for a protein of 134 amino acids. The record is from RefSeq and is a predicted model, not a curated record. Gene Ontology annotation, molecular function: single-stranded DNA binding. NCBI's taxonomy places the organism in Eukaryota, Fungi, Ascomycota, Pichiomycetes, Serinales, Debaryomycetaceae. The transcript has a single exon.
AUGUUGAAAUCAUUUGCGCGUACAUUUUCGUCCACCAUUGCUAAAAGAGAUUUUGCUCGGACCCAGUUGCUUGGAAGAGUUGGUUUUGUCGAGUUCAAGGAGUCGCCAAAUGGAACAAGGUAUGUUAUGUACAGCUUAGCUGUUAAUAAAAAAUUUGAUGGGAAAGAGGAGACUGAUUGGUAUAAAAUUUUUAUUCUCGGUGAGGAACAGGUUGCUGCUGCAGAAAGAGCUCUUAGAGUUGGUAAUAAGAUGUUUGUUGAUGCUAAACUAACAGUUAAGGUUGUUGAUGAUGUAAGCAGAUACUCCCUUGUACAAAAGAAAAUGGAUAUUAUACAAUGGGGUAAAAAAUCAGAAGACGAACAUGGAGAAAGCGAACAUGCAGAAAACGAAACUCAAGAGAAGUGA